AUGACAGGUAAUAAGACAAGUAUAUUUAAAGGUAAUGAGCCAAAGGAUAGUAAUCAAACAAAUAGUCUUGAUGAAACAAAGUAUGACUCUACAAAUAAGACUGUAUCACUCAUUGUGAUCGGAUGUGGUAGUAGAGGUUAUGUCUACACUCUAUACGCUGCUGAGAAGCCAAAUAGAUUAAAGGUGGCAGCUGUAUGUGACCCUAUCAAGUUCAGAAGAGAGAAGAUGGCCAAGGACUUCUCUUUGGACAGCAGCAUGAUGUAUGAUGAUUGGAAGGCGAUUGCUGCAAAGGACAAGUUUGCCGAUGCAGUACUCAUUGCAACACCAGAUCAAUUGCAUGCCGAACCAACUAUUGCCUUUGCCAACAAAGGUUAUCACAUCUUGGUCGAGAAGCCAAUGGCUGUGUCACAGGAGGAUUGUGAUAGAAUGGUGGCCGCUGCCAAGAAUAACAAUGUUAUCUUUGCAGUUUGCCAUGUUCUAAGAUACACGCCAUACAACCUAAAGAUCAAGUCAUUGAUUGAGGAAGGCUAUAUUGGUGAGGUGAUGAAUAUCCAACACCUGGAGCCCGUUGGAUACUAUCAUCAGGCUCAUUCAUACGUCCGAGGCAACUGGAAACGUGAAGAUACCUCAUCAUUCAUGUUGAUGACCAAGUCCUGUCAUGAUCUGGAUCUUAUCAAUUUCUUUAUGAACAAGAAGUGCAAGAAGAUAUCGUCCUUUGGAUCGCUCACACAUUUCUCCAAGGAGCACAAGCCAGAGGCUGCUGGAGAUGCCAAGAGAUGUCUAGAUUGUAAAAUUAAUGACGUGUGUCCAUAUUCUGCCAAGACAAUAUACUUGACACAUUAUCCUUGGAAGAGAGAUUGUCUUGUUCCUGACAAAGAGCCAACCAAAGAGAAUGUCAGAGAUGCCCUUAAGGAGGGACCUUAUGGAGUAUGUGCAUAUGAGAGUGACAAUGAUGUAGUCGAUCAACAAGUUGUCAACAUGGAGUUUGAGGGCGGCAAGACUUGCUCAUUCUCAAUGGUGGCAUUCACUGAAGAGAUAUGUGUCCGAAAGACAAGGGUAUUCGGUACACAUGGUCAACUGGAUUGUAAUGGACACACGAUCAUUUGGGAUGACUUUAGACAUGGUGACAAGGAGAUAUUCAAGCCAGAGCUGGUCAGUGGCACCAAGAUGACAGGUCACAACUGUGCCGACUAUUACCUGAUGCGAGCAUUUGUUUAUGCCGUAGCCACCAACGACCCAAGUCAGAUCCUGUCCGGUCCAGACGACACACUUCUCAGUCACACCCUUGUGUUCAAGGCUGAGCAAGCAAGACUUGAGAAUAGAGUAGUAAUGCUC
Messenger RNA from Acytostelium subglobosum LB1, 1335 nucleotides. RefSeq lists its product as hypothetical. The annotation marks the transcript as partial. NCBI's taxonomy places the organism in Eukaryota, Evosea, Eumycetozoa, Acytosteliales, Acytosteliaceae. The record is from RefSeq and is a predicted model, not a curated record. Gene Ontology annotation, molecular function: nucleotide binding. The transcript has 6 exons.